Messenger RNA from Monopterus albus (swamp eel), 3182 nucleotides. It is a transcript of the gene adam28, whose product is annotated as ADAM metallopeptidase domain 28. Gene Ontology annotation, biological process: proteolysis. The record is from RefSeq and is a predicted model, not a curated record. Lineage: Eukaryota; Metazoa; Chordata; Actinopteri; Synbranchiformes; Synbranchidae. Gene Ontology annotation, cellular component: plasma membrane. Gene Ontology annotation, molecular function: metalloendopeptidase activity. The coding region runs from base 104 to 2380 and encodes 758 amino acids. The transcript is spliced from 23 exons.
ACAAAACACAAUGACUCAAACAGCUGACUUAUGGUGUUUAAGCAAAGAAAGAAGAAACAGCCAAAAUGUCACCCACUGAAAAGUCAGUGUCUGCACUACUACAAUGACGAGAACACUCCUAUUGUGGAUCCUCAUUCUAAAUGCCUCACUCAAGCUCUCAGAAAGCCAUGGAUAUGAGUUUGAAGAGGUGAAGCACUAUGAGGUGGUUCGGCCCGUCAGACUUCACUCAGUCAGAAAAAGACAUGCAGAGCAGAACCUCAGACCAGAAACCAUCAACUACGCACUGACCGUAGGAGGAAAAGACAUACAGAUGGAACUAAAGAGAAAUGAUAAAUUAUUGAGCAAAGACUACACUGAGACUUAUUAUCAAGAAGAUGGGACUCGAGUCACCACAAGACCAGAUGACAUUGAUCACUGCUACUAUCAAGGGAAGAUUGUGAAUGACAACGAAUCAUCUGUUAGCAUCAGCACUUGUGAUGGACUCAGGGGUUACUUCAGAAUAUCUGCCCAGAGGUACCUGAUUGAGCCUCUGUCUGGGGACGAUGAGGGAGAUCAUGCAGUGAUGACAUUCAAUGAGAGCAACUUCACACCUAGAGUGUGUGGUGUCACCAACACCAGCUGGAGCGCUGGCUAUGAACCCCCAACAAGCCGCAGCCGCUCCAGAUCAGGGGGUAUAUCUAUCAUCCAGCAGCAGAAAUAUAACGAGCUUGUUCUUGUGGCAGAUAACCGUGAGUAUGUAAAGCUGAAACAAGAUCAAACACAGCUGAGAAAGAAGAUAUUUGAAAUUGUGAACUUUGUCAACAUGGUAUACAAACCCCUGAGGACUUUCAUUGCUCUCGUGGGGCUGGAGGUCUGGUCCAAUGGUGACUUGAUCACUGUGACCCCCCCGGCUGGGGCAAACUUGGGCGCUUUCGAAAAGUGGAGGAACUCUGAUCUGGUGAAAAGGAUAAAGCAUGACAAUGCACAUCUCGUCAGUGGUAUUGACUUUGAGGGACAAACUGUGGGCCUGGCUUACGUUGGAACUCUUUGCUCCAGUCUCUCUGUUGGGGUAAUACAGGAUCACAAUAACGGUGCCAUUCCAGUGGGAGCGACACUGGCUCAUGAGAUGGGCCACAACCUGGGAAUGGACCACGAUGACUCCAGUAUCUGUGUUUGUUCUGGAGAAAGUUGCAUCAUGGCUGCAGCCCUCAGCUCAAACAUUCCUCGGACUUUCAGUACCUGCAGUGCCAAUAGCUAUGAGAAAUUCCUGACCAACCGAAACCCCACCUGCCUACUGGACAAACCCAACUACAGAAGUGUGGUUGCUCCUUCAGUCUGUGGGAACGGGUUUGUGGAGAAAGGAGAGCAGUGUGACUGUGGCACUGUGGAGGAGUGCACCAACCCAUGUUGCAAUGCCACCACCUGCACCCUCACUCAGGGUUCACAGUGUGCCGAUGGCGAGUGCUGUGACGACUGUAAAAUCUCGCCUCGCUCUAAGGAGUGCCGCACACAGCACGAUGAGUGUGAUCUGGCAGAGUACUGCGAUGGGACAAGCGCCACGUGUCCUGAGGAUGUCUUUGCUGUGAAUGGCCUCCCAUGCCAGGAAGACCUGGGAUACUGCUACAAUGGCCAGUGUCCACAGAGGCCAAACCAGUGUGUCAGGCUCUAUGGACCAGGUGCUACAGAGGCUCCUUCAUUCUGCUAUGACCAGAACACCAGAGGAACGUACUAUGCUUUCUGCAGCCGUCUGCAGAACCAGUACAUCCCCUGUCAGAAACAAGACAAAUUUUGUGGGAAGCUCUUCUGUCAGAACGGUAAUGACAACCCAAACUAUGGCCGCAUGGUCAAGGUCAGUAACUGCAAGGCAGCUUUCUUUGAUGACUACACCAAAGAUAAUGGCCAGGUGGAUCAUGGGACUAAAUGUGGGGAUGGAAAGGUGUGCAGCCAAUACCAGUGCAUGGAUCUUGAGACAGCUUACAGAAACAUAAACUGUUCUGCAAAAUGCCCAGGUCACGCGGUGUGUAAUCACAGGAGUGAAUGUCAGUGUGAGCCUGGAUGGCUGCCACCUAACUGUGAUUCACAAGAUUUAGAAUCUCUUUCUCCUGGAGUAAUUGCUGCUAUCAUAGUGGCAGUUUUACUAGUGGUUCUAGGCAUCAUUGCUGCUGUGGUAGGGCUCGCCUGGAAAAGAAGGCAAAGACCCAUUGCACACACUCAAAGGAAGCAGCCAGCAGUGAGCAUCUAUGCUCAACAAGUGCCUGUACAAGUGCCACAGGCUGGAAGGCCAAAGCCCAGAGGACCACCACCUCCACCACCUCCAGCUGGGAACAGACUGAAACCCACGGGACCAAACUACAUAGCUGCACGUCAGGCUCUGAGGCUGGUGCCUAAUCCACAGGUCUGAUGUGUGAUGCAGUGCCACCUGCAAAUGAACCUGGGGAGACGUUGUCCAUUGUCCCCAAUGAGAGACACAUUUCUAUUUAAGUCAUCCUGUCACAGUGGCUUCCUCUGUGUGUGCAUGCAUGCCACUGAUGUGCAAGAUGGACAAACUGGACUGUAAAUUGUUACUUGCAUGCCAUAUGCUUGAACAAACUUUUCUAUUUUUAAGACGCUUUCUUAUACUAUAGGGUUGGGGUUCAUGCAGCCAGAAACAGCCCUGGCCCUGAAUGUUAGACAUGUGUUCUUUGAUUUUAUAUUUCUAUUUGUAUAUUGCACAAGAGUGGAUUUAAUUGUUAAACUGUUCAGGAAAAGCAAUAGCACAAUAUUUUAGUUUUGUAAUGUGCUACACGUCAACAUUUCUAGUGAAAUCCCAAGCAAUGUCUGUCUUGAAAACACUAAAAUAAGAAAAUACAACAAUGGGAUAGUGUUGUCAGAUCUGCUAGGAGUUCCUAUUAAUGCUUUGUUGAGAGGGGGUCCAGUUAGACUUAGAGAGAUUAUGUUAGACAUCUCAGAAUCCAAAUGUAGACCUGCAACAUGUUGUCUGCCUAAGGUUAGGUUCAUUUCCUAUUAAAUGAAAUGUCACCAUGACUCCUGUUGUUAUGGUAUUUACAAUCAGCGCACUACUUAAGAUUUUAAAAAAACUUUUGACAAGCUUGUUCCUACAAUCAUGGCAAAAACACUAUUGGCACCCCUGUAUUUCUGUCAGGAACCACUUCACCCGGAAAAUUGUUGCAAUCACAAAUUCUUUGGUAUUCUCAUGUUUAUUU